This is a messenger RNA of Xylona heveae TC161, 1187 nucleotides long. RefSeq lists its product as hypothetical. The transcript has a single exon. Bases 340 to 741 code for a protein of 133 amino acids. The record is from RefSeq and is a predicted model, not a curated record. Lineage: Eukaryota; Fungi; Ascomycota; Xylonomycetes; Xylonales; Xylonaceae.
AUCAAUUAGGCCAAACUGAGCAUCUGUGAGUCGUUUACAAUUGGCGGUUACUCGUAUGCAUCCAAGGCUUCCUGUCAAAUAGUGUCGAUCCUUGACAAGAGUAUCCAAGUCCGACUUUCUAGCACAGCCAUCGCGUGCAUCAGAAGCCAAGAAGGCUCUAUUGCCACGCGUCCGAACUGGGGCCGAUACGAUUGCGGCGCCACAGGGAUUCGUGAUUGAUUACCCAGAGGACCACACACAACCUUUGGAGUGCGAUCGUUGUUUCGAUAAGAGAGAAAGUCUAUUGGGGGUCAUUUUUCUUUCUACGAUGGAAUCAGACCGAGGGCGGGGCUCGGACAAAUGCCCAAGAAGAAACAGGAACCCUUGGCCCUUGGGGAAAGAUCAUCUUCUUGCUUCGUCUUGUUCUUCUUUGCCAUUGGAAAAGGCAUUGUCUGGUCGCUUUGCGUGCUGGCUGGCUUACUCACACCCACAACUUUCUUCUCAGCCACCUAUCUUCCUUCUCCGCCCCAUCUGGAUCGGAUCCAAAAUGGUGAUCAUCCCUUUUCUCCAUCAGCCAGUUUCUCACACAUUAACUCCGUGUUUUUUUGGGUAAAAGGACCAUGUCGUUUGAUUGGCGCCACCAUUGCCAGCCCAUGGUCACAGACCAUGUUAAUCGCAACCAUGUCCUCAACCUCGUCACGAACUGGGCCCCGAUUCAUUGCCGCUCCUCUGUUCUUUACCUACCUGGAAACUGGUAAGUAGAUGACAGGGUGACGCGUGACGGGAACGAGGAGCGACGUACUCAUUUAGAACAGCAUGAGCUCGCCUUCGCCAUUAUGUGUACUCCGAUAUCUCGAUGACGCUGUCAUGAGUUAACUUACAUGUUACAGUGGCUUUGGCCCUCAAGCAGCCCCCCCCCAAACGCCCCCGUGUGCGGCUACUGGGACAAAAUCUAGGUACUAAGCAGUCCAACCUAUCAGAGUACUUUCUCAAGGGCCUGGAGAGCUCCUGAGGGGGGCAAAAUGAGUGGAAAGUUCCUUUUAUGGAAAUCCUCAACGACAAGACAAGCCAAGCCAACUGCUGCCGCUCUCUUCUAUUCUUUCUUUCCUUCCCAUCGCGAUGCGGUACAUGUGCAAAUUAUGAAGUACGUCCGAAUGAGCAAAAUCCCGUCUCCGUCUUGUCACAAAUCUUUUUUUUUUUUUUUUUUU